Messenger RNA from Gasterosteus aculeatus aculeatus (three-spined stickleback), 2662 nucleotides. RefSeq names its product Ran GTPase activating protein 1b (gene rangap1b). The record is from RefSeq and is a predicted model, not a curated record. Gene Ontology annotation, biological process: activation of GTPase activity; signal transduction; nucleocytoplasmic transport. Gene Ontology annotation, molecular function: GTPase activator activity; small GTPase binding. Gene Ontology annotation, cellular component: nucleus; perinuclear region of cytoplasm; cytosol. Lineage: Eukaryota; Metazoa; Chordata; Actinopteri; Perciformes; Gasterosteidae.
CGGAAGAGCGGCGUGUGUUCGCCAUCGUUUCCUUAAGAAGAACACCAACUUCUCUCCGCGAGUCGCCAUGGCCUCGGAUGACAUUGCUCGGCUGGCUGACGCGCUUUCCAAGACCCACGUCGGAGAUGGAGAGCUGAGCUAUAAGGGCUUGGGCCUGAAGCUCGACGACGCGGAAUCCGUGGAGGAGCUGGUGCGUGAGAUAGAGCACUACACGGGCCUGAGAGCUCUGCGCCUGGAGGGGAACACGGUGGGAGUGGACGCGGCCCGGGCCAUCGCCAAGGCUCUGCAGAGCAAAGACCUGCUGCAGAGAUGCUACUGGAGUGACAUGUUCACCGGGAGGUUGCGCUCGGAGAUCCCAACGGCCCUGAGGUCUCUGGGCGGUGCCUUAAUGAGUGCAGGGGCCAGGCUGACCGAGUUGGACCUGAGCGACAACGCCUUCGGGCCAGAUGGUGUGAAGGGAAUCGAGCAGCUGCUCAAGAGCCCUUCCUGCCACAAUUUGCAGGAGCUGAGGCUAAACAAUUGUGGGAUGGGGAUCGGCGGAGGAAAGAUCCUGGCUGAAGCUCUGAUUGAGGGCCACAGACAGUCGUCAGAGCACGGAGCUCCACUCAAACUGCGAGUGUUCGUCGCAGGGAGGAACCGCCUGGAAAACGAAGGCGCCCGCGCCCUGGCUAGGGCCUUUCAGCUGAUAGGCAGCCUGGAAGAAGUCCACAUGCCCCAGAAUGGGAUCAACCACGCAGGUGUGAUGGCGCUGGCUUCGGCCAUGCGCCACAACCCGGAGCUCCGCGUCCUCAACUUCAACGACAACACCUUCACCAAGAGAGGAACGCUGGCCAUGGCGCAGGCUCUGAGGCAUCUGAGGAAUGUACAGGUGAUCAACUUUGGAGACUGUCUGGUGCGCUCCGAAGGAGCCAUCGCCCUCGCCGCCGUCCUCCGAGAGGGACUGCCGAUCCUCAAGGAGCUCAAUCUGUCCUUUGGCGAGAUCACAGAGGCGGCAGCUUUGGUGGUUGCUCAGGCCGUCAUGGACAAAUCCGACAUGGAGAAAGUGGAUUUGAACGGUAACAGUUUGGGGGAGGAGGGCUGUGAAGCUUUGAGGGAAGCUAUGGAAAACAUGGACAAAGGAGGCAUGCUGGCAUCACUCAGUGAUGAUGAGGGAGAACCUGAUGACGAGGAUGAAGAAGAUGAUGACGAUGCCAGCGAUGCAAGUGACAACUGUGAUGAAGACAACGGUGAAAUUGUGAAGGAAAAUGGAACAACGAGAGAAGGCGACAGUCCGGCAAAACCUCAGAGCCCGGCUGAGAUCACGUCCUUCCUCAGCUGCCCCUCUGCUGAGAGGCUCCUUCAGCUGGGAGAGAUGAGGACGAGCCUGCAACAACAGGUGGAUGCAUCUGACCCACACAACGCCGCCGAUGUGCUGCUGAAAAUCGCCGCUCUGUACAGUGAAGAACCGGAGACCAAGACGGCUGUCCUUGAAACCAUUGAUGCCGUGUUGAAGAAGCUCCUCUGCGGCUCAGCUUUCCAGUCCUACUGCUUCCUCUCCUCGCUGCUGGUCAAAAUGGGACUUCUUAAGGGGGAGGGGAGGGUGAAGAAGGCGUCGCUGGUCCCAGGUCAGCUGUUGUGUUUGGAGCACGCGAUUCAGCAGGAAUACUUCACUGGGCACCACGCCUCGCUGCUUCACACCUUCAUGUCGAAGAACGGUGGAGCUCUGGAGUCCUGCAGCAGCGCUAGUGAGAGGCUGAGCUCCACACUGGAGAAGUGCCUCAACCAACACUGAUAACCUGCGACACGCACACACACACACACACACACACACGUAGCGGCUUUUUUUUUUUUUUUUUUUUUUUUAACUAACAAAACCAACAGGGAAUCUUUACACUUGAAGAAGGGACUCAGACAGCCACUUAAUGUACAGUAUCUCCACUCAUUUGUAUAUUUUGAUGAAGGCAAAAACUGCAGAAUGUCUUAGUUUAUAUUUUUGUUACUUAUGCUUGUGACUUAUAUUUUUAUAGAAAAUAAAGGGAGCCAACAAAUGGAAAGCUGGCCCCUUUUUAAACAUUUCACUGUUAACAAAACAUCCAUUUUAGACGAGGCCCCCACGUAGCUGAGUGUCCAAACGCACUGUUGCGGAGUAGUAAGGUGGAAGUGGAAAGGAAAACAUUCACGUGAAUCAAAAGGAUUUUUUAGUAAUCCAAAUAAAUUAAAGAAAAGUAAAGGGCCGACUUUAUUGUUCCUUUCCACUGGCGGGAUGCUUUCCAUGCUGUUUCCAUGCAGCGCCUCUUCAAGCGUUGCUCCUCGGGUCCUGCAGAGCGCCGCUGCGUGCAUCAGACUGAGCAGGAGUGGCUGCAGGCGGGACCACUGGACGCCGCAUGCAGCGCUCGGACCAGAACCACUUGUACAUCUUUCUUUAAAAAAAAAAAAAAAAGGUUUUAUCCAUAAAUCUGUCUAAAUGAAAAGCGUGCUCUUAUACAUUGGGCUUGAUGAAGUGCAGCUGCUGGUUGUACCUGUAUGCAGUUAGCGGUGAUGCGGCGUGUUUGAGGGAAGGAGACGCUUUCAUGGAUGACGUCAGACUGCACUGCAUUCACAUUGUGAGGAGAAUUCCCGUUUGCCUGAUAUGUUGGUAUGGUACACUGAAAGACUUAAAUAAUAAAUAAAAUAAUCAAACAAG